AUGAACGCCUCCGAUGGCGAAACCGACUACUCCACGGAUGAUACCCCCUCGAGCACGGGGUCUGACGACGGUUGGGUCGACUUUGGCUGCGGCGAUUUGUACAAGAACAUCUGCGGCGGCGACGACGACGACGACGACGACGACGACGACGACGACGACGACGACGACGACGACGACGACGACGACAACAGCAACAACGACAACAAAGACAACAAAGACAACGACGAUCACGUUCACACUCACACCACCUACAUCAAGAUCAAGUCCAAAGACGGCGCAUCCAGCCGGGUGAAGCCGCCCACCGUCUCUGUCAAACAUCGUUCGCCUCAUUCCAGAGUAAAGCGCCGGGAUUAUACCAGUGAUCGCGAGUUCACCGUCUGCUUCCUCAUGAUCCUGGUCAUUCUGGCACUCUUGUUUCCUGAGGGAGCAUCUGUUUCCUUCAAGGUUAUGGGCUUCGUACUGGCCGAGAUUACAUCAAUUCUGUUCGAGGGAAAAGUUCUCCGAAUGGGAGAAAAGGAGCAGGAGACAAAGAACAAGGGUAUCAAAGGGAAGGGGAUGAAAUGA
Molecule: messenger RNA, 564 nt
Organism: Alternaria metachromatica
Lineage: Eukaryota; Fungi; Ascomycota; Dothideomycetes; Pleosporales; Pleosporaceae
Exons: 2
Coding region: 1-564 (187 amino acids)
Source: RefSeq, a predicted model, not a curated record